Messenger RNA from Gadus macrocephalus (Pacific cod), 1356 nucleotides. RefSeq names its product chromatin complexes subunit BAP18-like. Lineage: Eukaryota; Metazoa; Chordata; Actinopteri; Gadiformes; Gadidae. Gene Ontology annotation, cellular component: NURF complex; MLL1 complex. The record is from RefSeq and is a predicted model, not a curated record. Bases 421 to 885 code for a protein of 154 amino acids. The transcript has 5 exons.
CUAAGCGAGCUUCGUGGUACAGGGCCCAGGUUAACCACGUCAACCAGGAUAACCCCACCAGCCAGGUGAACCCCAUUGAGUCGGGGGUUUGGUUUUCGAGGAUUCUGAUAUCGAGUCUCUUGUGAGAGAAUUAGCAAUGGAAGGAGAAUUAGCAUGGAGCUAGCCCUCUGUUGUCCUCGUUAAGACCACCUCUCUGGUAUCUCUCUGGUCUGUUUCUCUCUCUCUCUCUCUCUCUCCGGUCUGUCUCUCGCUCUCUCUCCGGUCUGUCUCCCCCGUCUCUCUCUCUCUUGUCUGUCUCUGUAUCUCUCUCCGGUCCCUCUCUCUGGUAUCCUUCUCCGGUCUGUCUCUUUCUCCAGUCUGUCUCGCUCCCCCCUCUCUCUCUGGUAUCUCUCCCGUCUCCCCAGUUUGGCAAUACGGAAAAUGACUUCAGCCUCAACAAAAGUGGGGGAGAUCUUCUCAGCUGCCGGCGCUGCCUUCACCAAGCUAGGGGAGCUCACCAUGCAGCUGCACCCGGUCGCAGACGCCAGUCCUGCAAGCGCUCCGGUCAAAACCACGGUGAAGAGGAAGGCUCACGGAGACGGGCCGGUGUUCAGCGACGGCAGCAGGAAGGCUGUGAAGAAGGCCAUCCCCGGGGGGCCCCCCCAGACCGGUCUGUCGGCGCUCCGGGACCCCCCCUCCGCCCAGCCCAGCGUGAAGAAACAGAAGACGGCCGACGUCACCCUCAGUGCGCUGAACGACUCGGACGUGACCAGUGACCUGGUGGACCUGGAGGGGCCCGGACGGGGCCCCGGCCCCAAGAAACUCAACAACUUUGAUCAAGAUAAUCUGAACUUGGACUCCAGCCUCAUCAUGAGCUCCACUCACCUCCCGUUGCUGUCCCGCUGACCCCCAGGGGCCAAGGAGGGGCCGACCGGGCCCUGUGGGCCCUCUCCUAUAGACCGGGCCCUGUGGGCCCUCUCCUAUAGACCGGGCCCUGUGGGCCCUCUCCUAUAGACUGGGGGAGGUGGCCCUGUCCUAUAGACUGGGGGAGGUGGCCCUGUCCUAUACACCAGCCCUGUGUCUCUGUGGACCUGCAGACUGCCUCCUUGUCUCUCCUCUUCGUAUGGCAGCUCUGUGACUGUGGAACCAUGUGAAGUGCUGCACUUGUUCCUACUGAGAACUUUGUCGCUUUCAGUUUCAAUAGAGAACUUGUCUAACGUCAAGAUCAAGGGAGGCCUGAAUUAAUCACAAUAGAUUUCAAUAUGUUUAUUAAGUCAAUUAUAGAUUUUUCCUUUGAAAUCGCAAUGAAACUAAUGCAUAAUUGAAAAAUAAAAAUGCAAUAUUUGGCCUAAGAAAUGUCAGGAAUUGUGUUAAUGG